ACCGGGAAGGAAGUUAACCUCUUGUCUCUAAAAAUUUUCGAACAAGUAAAGUAAAGAAUUCACAAUCUCCCUUUACCGCUUCCUUCUCUCUAUAUCUAUUCUCUUCCUACCUCAGUUUAGAACUCCCAAAAUCCUCUCUCUCUCUCUCUCUCUCUCUCUCUCUCUCUCUCUACUCUCCUCCAUGGCGAUGUUUCGUAUAAGAAUUGCCAUCAUUCAUAUUUUUCUUCUACUUCUUCUAACUUCUUCAGACACUUAUGGAUUUCUACGUGGAGUCACAUCCCUCGGUAUCAACUAUGGUCAAGUUGGCAACAAUUUGCCACAGCCAGAGAAGGUUCUUGAUCUCUUGAGCUCCCUUAAGCUCACAAAGGCAAGAAUCUAUGAUACCAAUCCCCAAGUAUUGACAGCAUUCGCAAACUCCAACGUUGAGCUGAUUGUCACUGUUGAAAACCAAAUGCUAGCUGUUCUAAUGGAUCCUCAACAAGCCCUUCAAUGGGUUAGUAACCACAUCAAGCCAUAUUUUCCGGCCACAAGAAUUACAGGAAUAGCUGUAGGAAAUGAGGUCUUCACCGACGAUGAUACAACAUUACUAGCCUCUGUUGUUCCAGCCAUAGUCAGCAUUCAUGGCGCACUUGCUCAAUUAGGCCUAGAUACUUACAUUAAAGUCUCAACACCCAAUUCUUUAGCGGUCCUCGCUGAAUCAUACCCUCCUUCAGCUGGCAGUUUCAAAACUGAGGUCUCAGGAAUCAUGUCACAAUAUUUACAGUUCUUGUCAAGCACUAAAGCACCAUUUUGGAUCAAUGCAUAUCCAUAUUUCGCUUACAAGGAUAAACCUGAUGAGGUACCCUUGGAUUAUGUGCUCUUUAACCCUAACGCAGGCAUGGUUGACCCCUACACCAAGUUACACUACGACAAUAUGCUGUAUGCUCAAGUCGAUGCUGUUAUUUUUGCAAUUGCCAGAAUGGGUUUUGGUGGAAUUGAAGUUGGGGUGUCAGAGACUGGUUGGCCAUCAAAAGGGGACGCGGAUGAAGUUGGCGCCAUAGUUGAUAAUGCAGCAGCCUAUAACAAAAAUAUUUUGAGGAGGCAACUCAAGAACGAAGGUACACCUUUGCGGCCUAAUAUGAAGCUAGAAGUCUAUUUGUUUGCUUUGUUCAACGAGGACAUGAAACCUGGACCAACAUCAGAGAGAAAUUAUGGCCUCUUUCAACCUGAUUGUACCAUGGUCUACAAUGUGGGGAUCUCAGCCCUUUCAAGUCCAUCAUCGACCUCAUCGGCUUCCAUUUCUCUUACUUCCUCUGCCACAAAGGAUACAAGCAUGGAAAGAUUGGUGUAUUUGCAGUUUAUGAUUUUCCUGACGUUCCAUGUUUUCAUGAGAAGAGCAUGCUAAGCGAUCGACAGAGUUGAAAUUUUUUUUUUUUUGUGAGAAGCUUUGAGGUUUGUGGGUAACCUUCAAAAAACAGACCUCAGAACCGCCACAAUCAGACAGCGAAGUUCCCAUUUUGCACAAACUUAAGAAACAAUGAAUCUCAAAAUGUUGACAAUUGUUUCUACAAAGCAUUACACCCUUAAUUCCAGCAUCUUGCAGAACAACUCUCGAUCAUGAAUUGAGCUUGCUUUCCACGAAACAACAAAGGAUACACAGCAUCUUUUAUCGUAAUUAUGCCAGGUAUUUAGAACAGUAAUUUCUUUAAAAACCUCUUCAUUAAUUUGCUGUCCUUCUUGCUAGGACAUAUUUGAGUAUGUAAUAUACUUUGUUAUUCGGGGGAAAAUAUGUAAUGGAAUUUAUAACAAUAUUGCCAAUCUUCCCCUUAUUGGCUGCAAAGAAAGGCACCUCCCUACCUUUGGACGUGGAAUCCA
This is a messenger RNA of Populus euphratica (Euphrates poplar), 1854 nucleotides long. RefSeq names its product Glycosyl hydrolase superfamily protein. NCBI's taxonomy places the organism in Eukaryota, Viridiplantae, Streptophyta, Magnoliopsida, Malpighiales, Salicaceae. The transcript is spliced from 3 exons. The record is from RefSeq and is a predicted model, not a curated record. Gene Ontology annotation, molecular function: hydrolase activity, hydrolyzing O-glycosyl compounds. Gene Ontology annotation, biological process: carbohydrate metabolic process. The coding region runs from base 182 to 1384 and encodes 400 amino acids.